This is a messenger RNA of Temnothorax curvispinosus, 7410 nucleotides long. RefSeq lists its product as uncharacterized. The record is from RefSeq and is a predicted model, not a curated record. Gene Ontology annotation, cellular component: nucleus. The transcript is spliced from 5 exons. Lineage: Eukaryota; Metazoa; Arthropoda; Insecta; Hymenoptera; Formicidae. The coding region runs from base 37 to 4356 and encodes 1439 amino acids.
UGUCGCUCACGGCUCACGGCAAUUCACGGAACCAAGAUGGCAUCCGAGGACGGUGCGGGUAUCGUGUCAAACGUAGGAUGUGAUGUAAAUAAUACGAGCGAGCGGGCAACCGAGUCAGUUGGGAGUAAAGCAGGGAGCGUCACGUCAUCCGGGACGGCGUCGCGUCCCGUCGUCGAGGGGACGGACGUACGUGCGAGCGAUCCCGCGCGUCAUUCGCCGAGGACGCCCACGGAUCUCCCUGCAGCGUCACCGUUUCACGGGAACACGGAAGGGCACGCGUUACCGAGAGACACGGGCACGGCCCUCGCAAGCUCGUCUGGUGAUGUGGCUGCUGACCUGGUCGCGAGCAGCGAGCCCGACAACGAAACGCAGCAGCCGUCCCCCCAACGGCGCAGCAUGUCUCACCAUGGUAGUGACCUGGACGACACCGCUUGUCUUCCGGGAGAGCCAGACGGAAGUGCAGAUCAUUGCAACAAUGAUGUAGUAAAAACUGUUAAGGAACCAGUUGAACAUAUUGCGCAUACUGAUUCCACACGUAACAACGACACAAUGUUGUCUGGAGAUGUACACGUGUUAUCCACAAAAACGAAAUUAGAAGGAUGCGUGACGUUCUCCAACAAUACACCACAGUUAGGGGAAAGCCCGCAAAGUAAUGGCGAAGUGAUCGGUAGUCCGAGGAGUCCUGAUUAUCCUCCAAGAGUUUCUGUCAGUCCUGAUCCUCGUAGUCCAGAUACGACAUUUCCCAUCAGUAUGAUGUCGGCGAAUUCUACAGUUAUCAUGGAUACGGCAAAAUAUAACGAAGAGAACACCGAUAGUGGUGCAGUCACGUGUAUAGAUAAAGUAACUGAGAAUCUGUUUUGUCCAUCGCCAAAGAAGAUAAGCGACUCACAAGUUGGCGUUACAAAAACAGAAUCAAGCAAACAGCAAGAUGCUAUCGGACAGGAAGAUAUCACAGACAGGGAAUUGACAAGAGAGCCUCGUGAUAUUAAGAAAGAGCCCAUAGAUUCGCAAGAAGAACUUGAAACGGUUAAAUCCGAAUGGGUAGAAGAUACGUUUUCAGCAGAGCCGGGUAGAACAGAAUUGGCAGCAGUGUCCCAAGACAAAACCACAGAUUCCGUUAUUAAUCCAUCUUCCAGUUCGCAUUCAAAAACCUAUUCGUCUUCAAGAGAGAAACGCUCGAAGGAAGAUAGACGAUAUUGUUCACGGUGUGUCAAACGCAAAGGAAUAAAAAGAGCUAGCAUUGGUGUACAAUGUAAACGGGAUCGUCACAUUUUAUCCUCGUUGAGCAGCAAGGUUCUCCCAUUCUCAAAGUCUGUCAAUGAAAACCUAAGGUUAAAUCUACAGACGAAAAACUACAAGAUGCUAAACAAUCCGGUGACGAAAAAGGAAUUGUUAGAAGGCCUAAAGUACAAAAAAUUCAUCCAUAUAGAAACGUAUCCUAACGGUGGUGCGACAGUUGUCCAUAUGUUUCAGGAUGAAAUUGGUAUUUUAACGAAUGAACAAAUGCAAGAAUUGGCGCAGGAGUACUUCAAGGUGGUUUUCGGCGAAGAUGAAAAUGGAAAUGCUCAUCAUGUUAUGGGCAUAGUACAUAAUGCAGCUGCAUACCUACCUGAUCUUCUGGACUAUAUGGCGAAUAAUUAUCCCACGUUAACUGUAAAAAAUGGAGUAUUGGGUAGAAACAGCGACAUAGAAACAACCACAAUGGCUCAAUACAAAGACCAAGUUUGUAAAGCUUAUAGUAACGGUACUAUUAGAUACGGGCCGUUGCACCAAAUAAGUCUGGUGGGCACUGUUCACGAAGAAGUCGGUGGAUAUUUUCCGGAUCUACUGCAAAAAUUAGAAGAGAAUCCAUUUCUAAAAAUGACAAUGCCUUGGGGACCUCUGUCCGUUGUAAAGAUGGAUACGCCGCAAGAAUCAAACGACGGCCCUAUCUUGUGGAUUCGACCGGGCGAACAACUAGUACCAACGGCCGACAUAAACAAAAGCCCGUAUAAACGACGUAGGACGGGCAUUAACGAAUUGAGAAAUUUGCAAUAUCUACCACGGCUUAGUGAGGCUCGAGAAUACAUGUUCGAGGAUCGUACAAAGGCACAUGCCGAUCACGUCGGCCAUGGAUUGGACAGGAUGACUACAGCGGCAGUUGGCGUGCUGAAAGCCGUCCACGGUGGCCAGGCGUCCCAAUAUAAUAGGAUCACAAAGGAUGUCGUGGCCUUUUACGCGGGUGACUUCACUGAACUUGUCGAGAAGCUACAGCUGGACUUGCACGAGCCACCGAUAUCGCAAUGCGUACAGUGGGUGGAAGAUGCAAAGCUGAAUCAAUUGCGUCGACAAGGUGUCCGUUACGCCAAGAUAAAUCUUUAUGACAACGACAUAUAUUUUCUACCACGCAAUAUCAUCCACCAAUUCAGGACGGUUUCGGCCGUCUCGAGUAUUGCUUGGCACAUCAGACUGAAGCAGUAUUAUCCAGAAUCGCAGCAUAGUACGAGCAUCAGACACACUCGCGCAGUAAACGAGUCUGCUCAUCGUAUUAAGGAGAAAAAGCCUCUGGAAGCUGUCGGUAUAGGCGACGAGCAGAAGGAGAAUACGAAUCGGCAACGUUUAGAGCAGAAACUGUCGAUCGAUUCUCUCGAGAAGGCGAAGGAAAGAGCGGCCGAAUAUCAGGGUAAUCUGAAGAAAUCCGAUCAGCACGGGAAACAUCGUAAGAGUCGACAUCACUCCAGGCACUCGUCGCUCAAACGAAAGGAUAAGGAAGAGGGUAGCGACAAUCAGUCAACGGAUCCAUUUGGUAGCACUAAAUCGUCCAAAAGUGAAACCAACGAACAGAAGCAGAGCAACGACAAGAGGGAUGAGAAGAGAUCCGAGAAGAAACAUAAGGAUCGUCGUCGCAGCAGCGAGAAAUCGAGCAGUCAUCACACGCAUAGUAGCAGCGGUAGCAGUUCUGACAACUGUCACUCCUGCAAGAAGAAAAAAUAUGAUAGCAACGGUCACAAGUUGGAUCAUCGUUGUGGUCAUCAUGAGAGAGACAAAAGUAAGAGUGUAUCCAGUAAAGAAAACGCUACCGGUGUAGUAGUAGCGAGAAUGGUUUCCAAGUUUGAUAGUUCGUCUUCCUUAAAAGAGACUAAGAGACGAUUGAGCGGAUCAGAAUUGUCUUUGUCGGGAGACACACCUGGGAUCGGCGACACUUCUCCGAUUGUUCUCGACGACGAAUUAUUGAUGCAGCGGCAAAACGUUGCUAAAACGUACGCCACCGAGGUUGUAGACAGGGCAUUGGAGAUAGCUAUUUACAAAUCGAAGACUGAUGUCGAAGAGGUGUGCCAGUCGCUGCGCACCGAAGUUUCGGAGGCUUCCAAGGAGGUGAUAGAGAAGAUCCGCAAGGAAAGCUUUGAGAUCGCCGAUCAAUGGUGCAAAGAUGACGCCGCAAAACUGAGAUACUGCAACUUGCUCGAGAUAGAAACCAUGUUGGCAUUUACAUCGAAAAUGGAAUGCGCGACAGAAAAUGCUGUUAAGGCGUUGAUCGAAAUGGCGGAAGACGAAGCAAAGGAGAGAGCAAAAAACGAGAAAAUCGGCGAUUUUGCAACCGACGGUAAUCCAGGCAGCGAGAAUUCGACAGCGACGACGACCGGCGUCUCUUCGUAUUCUUCCUCGUCCGUGAUAUCCUCCACGUCUCCGUCUACCGAGAACGAAAGACACAGCAACAGCAGAAACGGCAGCAGUGAUGAGAACUCGCCGAAACCGUCCGAAUCUCACGGCACGGCGCACUCGAAAUCAAAAUGCAGAUGCAGGGACGAGAAGGAUUGCAGAGAGCGAAGGCACAAGAAGAGAAGGGACCACGAGAGACGAGAACGAAAGCACGAUCGACAUCACCAUCGGAGUCCCACUCACCAGUUGAAAUCCGAAUCUAAAGUAUCCGAUGACGCCAACAAGGAUGAUGCUCCGAGCAUUCCUGGACUGUCGCACAGUUACCCCGUCGUUGAAAAAUCUGAGCGGGUUGGCUCGAAAAACGUCGAGAAGAAAUCGGAGGAUAGGAGAAAGAAAUGCCAUUGCAUUGGUCACAGGCAUGGAGAGAAGCGGUCGUCCGGCAGUAACGCCAGCAAGGACGGCCACGCGACGUCGAGUCGCUCCCACUCUUCGAGCUCGAAGCACAAGCGGAAACCCAGCUCAUCCGGCGAGCACAAGGAGGCGAAGAGACCAUGUUUGGAGAAGGACUCGAGCGUGCGAACCUUUGAAUCGAGUGCGCAGGUGAGCAGCGUGGUGAGCACGACAAUGGUGACGACGACGACGACGACGAACACAACAGCAACGACGACAAGUUCGACGCAUCUGUCGCCGACGAACACUGUUGUGUCGACUACGUGAAAAGGUGAUUUUUUGGCGACUGUAGUACAAUCCGUUGUUUAAGGGCGUGAAUCCGCGCGCGGCGGAGCGAAACCGGUGUUUUACUUGAACGCGAAUUCUAAUUGUAUCCUCAUCCCGCGCGAGAGGUGAGGGACGACGGAAUAAAUUAUAGACCACGGGAGAUGUACUUUUACCAAAGUAGAGAUCGCCGUGAUUCAAUCCAAAGACGAGAGAUAGAACCUUCACUUGAUUGAGAGAGAGUUUGCUACCUUCAUCCUUCUUCCCGCGACUACAUAUACAUACAUAUAAAUUGGAACACAGACACACAUACCGCCUUAGUCUCGAACAGAGAAGCUAACAAUACGAGAAGUAGUAUUGUUCUCUAGAAAGUAUAUAUACACAUAUAUAUGUCGCAGGAAUUUCUUGUAAUUUUUUUUUUUUUUUUAGGGAUUUUGCAAAAAAAAUAACGAAUUAAACAAGAAAUCCCUGCGACAUAUAUACACAUAACACCCUCCGAUACCAGGAUCGCAAAAAUUAUUUUGCUACGAAAGAAAUCCGGACGUCUCAUACACUGCUGAGAGAAUUAAAAUUAAUAUUUAUAGUAUAUAGACGACCAAAUGAGCGGCGUAGGAAAAGGGAAUUUGUACAAAUUUGUGAUCGCGAAAAUUGAUCCCAAUUAAUAACGGAGCUGUGUGUACUUGUACAUAGAUUAAAAUAUUAUUUCCUUUUCCGAGAAUCAUAUCUCACCACGCGGAGAGCUUGCUUAAGUUAUUUAUAUGCGUUAUUCUACGCGUAAAUUAUUUAUAACGAUUUUUAUUGGCCACUCUGCGCUAACAUAAAAACAAGUCCAUACUAAGGAAACUUCAUCGCGAUUUCCCAAUUGAUGCGGCCGUACUCUUUUCGCAAUUCUUGAUAGCACGACUAUGAUUUGUGCUAUAAUCGAAUGUUUAUAUCUUAUAUAAUAUGUAGAUCGUCUGCAUGUCACAUAAAAUAUAAAUAUUUAUUUAUAUUUCAUAUAGAUAUGUAGAAUGUCUUGAGGAAUAAGACAUCUUGUACAUAUAUAUAUAUAAAACUUAACAAUUAAGGAACUGAGCAUAGAAUAAGGAAACAUUUUUGCACGCGACUUUUGGUAUACACAUCGCAAAACUGUCGCGAAAGAUUACUGACUUGAUAAUAUCACUUAUUAUCUGUUGAGAGUUUAUCUUACCCAGUAAUAGCUAAGUAGAAGAAUAUCUUAACGCGCUAGUUGGUGGAUAGUACUAGGUAUAUCGCCGAUCCCUACAUCUUUUCACGAGGGACAUAAAAUAAUAUAUUUCAGUUAAUCGGAAAAGUCCUUUUUUCUCUCUUUUUUUUUUCCUCGCUAAGUCAUUUUAAAACCAUACUAACAGACGUACAAACUCAUCGCCUUCGCAGAUGAAAGAAAUGAUUUGACAGUGAAAUAUUGUGACAGACAUCGUAAAUGUUAAUGAUAUUUUCUCUAUCCGAAUACACAACACAGGAACGUUCUAAAAACAAUCGAUUAUCUAAAAAUCUAUCUAUUAACAAUCGAUUUCGACGACACGCCGAUGAAACGAUUGACAAUUUCUGCAUUUAAACGUUACAGAGAAAAAUCAAGUUUUACGAAUUUUGACAGAACUCUGCAUAUAUUUUAUGUGCUUCGCGUUUGCGACAAGUUUCUUUCUUUCCUUCAUAAAUACUCUCCUACAUGUUUCGUUACAACAGUGUACAUACACAAUAAUGAUUAUAUUGUUCGCCGUAUAUUUUAUUAUUUUGUAAGUUCGUCAUAUUUAGCAUGAUAUACGUUAUGAUUCUAAUAUAAGAAAGACAUUAAUAAAAAUGUCGAUGUAUACGUUGUGUUACGCUUUCGUUAUACAUGUAAACCCGUUUCUAGCUAACAUAGCUAUUUCAUUCUCACUUCACUUUAUAUUAGUGCCUUCACGUUACGUUUUUAAUAUAACCGAGAGAAAAAACUUGUAAGUCGAGAAAUAAAAAAGAUUUACUUUGAUCUUCAGUUGUAUCUGCGUUACAUUAAUUUCAACCGCAGAUUUUUGUUGUAAUGUGACUUCUUAAUAGAUAGGUUUGUAGCAGCGUAAGCAACUUUCUUCCUUUUUUUUUUCCUCGCAAAAGAAGCCAAGAACGAAAUGAGUAAAAAGAUAAGAAUGUAUUUAUUGGGUAAUUGAGUACGACGAAAGUGUACACAGAUAACAGGUGCGUACGUCUGUAGUAAUCUGCGAUCGCGGAGAAUACACGCACGCGAUCUACUGUAUAAAAUCGUUCGAGCGUUAACGAUGGAGUGUGUGUAAAAUUGCAUAAAUUCUAGUUCCAUAGAAUCGUAGGUGCCUAAAGUCAGCAAUGAUCCGAUGAGAUCAUCAAAGGUGAACCUAUUCGCCUCCAUUCGCCCACCACAGAGAGAGACUUCUUUUUAGACACUUUUCUAUCCCGGAGACUACUCUUUUCCGAAAGUUCGUUUUCACGCUCGAGACGAACGAGACGAGAAAGCAAAACUCGCGACGAAAAUUCGACAAGCGGAUAAUUACUUAAGAAAAACACCGAACGGGUGCGUCCGUGAAAUAAAAAGGACCAAAUUGAAAACAGAAUGAUCCGUAUCCGUGUCCCUCCCAUAAGGAGAGUGACUGGGAUCACGUGGCAAUACUUUUUUGAAAUUCGAGUCAGGAUGUAGAAUUCUCCUCUUAACGAUUGAGCCCAAACUCCCCCGGACUAUUCACUCGAAGCAGUAACGGUGAAACUAAAUAAUCAUAGGUGCUGGAUACUAAAUACGCCACUUGAUAUUUUAAGGUGCCUUCGCUCUGUUCGCAGUAAACCUAUACCGGUUAUCAUCGAUCAUUUACCCAAUCUAUAAAGAUAAAUUUUGAUUUCCACAUGCGUAUGUGUGCGUGUGUAUGUGUAUGUGCGUAUAUGCGUAUAUGCGUGUGUAUGUACAAGUAGAGCGUGUAAAUUUUUAUCAGCCACGACUAACACGAACGUAUCGACGUGUUGCUUUCGCUCCAAAAACGUUUCAUCGCGCGUGCAAAUUUUUGAGAGGUAGAAAGAGAGAAAUAAAAAGAGGGAGAGUAA